Thlaspi arvense is the source of this 1831-nucleotide messenger RNA. The record is from the annotation of a GenBank genome assembly. Lineage: Eukaryota; Viridiplantae; Streptophyta; Magnoliopsida; Brassicales; Brassicaceae.
UCCUCCUUUACCUUUGCCUUCUCUCUCUAUCUUUCUCUAAGCUCUCCUCUCCUCUCCUCUUCCUUUAUCUCUCUCUAAAGCUCUCCCCUUUGUUUUUAUUGAUGUAAUUCUCCACUUCUUCAUAUAAGCCUUCACCCAAAAGAAAAAAUCCCAACUUUACUUCCUUUAUUUGCUCAAAGAAACAAAACAAAACUAAAGAGAGAAGAUAUCAUCAAAGAAGAAAAAGAUCAAAGAUGGUUUUUUCUUCAUUUCCUACUUAUUCUGAUUCAUCAAACUGGCAACAACAACAUCAACCAAUCACAUCCACCGUUGGAUUCACGGGAAACAACAACAUCAGCCAGCAAUUCCUCCCUCAACAUCCUCUCCCACCGCAACCGCAACAAACGCCUCCACCACUUCACCAUAACGGUAACGGUGGAGGUGGUGGUGGUCCCGGUGGGCCUGGUGGAUUAAUCCGGCCAGGUUCGAUGGCGGAAAGGGCAAGGCUAGCCAACAUACCACUGCCGGAAACAGCCUUAAAAUGUCCAAGAUGUGACUCAACCAACACCAAAUUCUGUUACUUCAACAACUACAGUCUCACUCAACCUCGCCACUUCUGCAAAUCCUGCCGCCGUUAUUGGACUCGUGGCGGAGCUUUAAGGAGCGUUCCUGUUGGUGGCGGUUGCCGUAGAAACAAAAGAACCAAAAACAGCGGUGGUGGCGGAGGCGGCGGUAGCAGCAGUAGCGGUAAUAGUAAGUCACAAGACAGCACCACAAGCAACGACCAAUACCACCACCGAGCCAUGGCUAAUAAUCAGAUGGGACCACCGUCUUCGUCAACCUCUCUGAGCUCGUUGCUAUCUUCUUACAACGCCGGAUUAAUCCCCGGACAUGAUCAUAACAACAACAUACUUGGGCUUGGAUCAUCUUUGCCUCCUCUCAAGCUCAUGCCUCCUUUAGACUUCACUGACAACUUCAACUUACAAUACGGUGCCGUGUCAGCUCCUUCUUACCAUAUAGGCGGUGGCAGCAGCGGCGGAAGCGGAGGAGGAGCGUCGGCUCUUUUGACUGGGUUUGACCAAUGGAGAUUUCCCGCAACUCAUCACCAACUUCCUUUGCUAAGUGGUUUAGACAAUUCUUCGUCUUCCGGAUUAUACCCGUAUGAUCAACAAACUCAAACGGGUAUGGAGCAGCAGAAUCCGGGCUACGGGUUAGUCACCGGGUCGGGUCAGUACCGACCUAAGAACAUCUUUCAUAACUUGGCUUCGUCUUCUUCUUCGUCUGCUUCAUCAGCUAUGGUUACAGCCACGGCCUCUCAAUUAGCUUCAGUGAAAAUGGAAAAUAGUAACAAUCAACUCAACAUGUCUAGACAACUUUUUGGGAACGAGCAACAGCUUUGGAAUAUUCAUGGAACUGCAUCAACCGCAGCCGCAACAACUAGUUCGUGGAGUGAUGUCUCUAAUAAUUUCAGUUCUUCUUCUACUAGCAAUAUAUAAUCAGUCAUUUCACUCUACGGAAUCUAUUGUGAUGAUGAUACUUCUAUUUAUUUCUUAUUGGGUGUGGACGUGUGGUAUGAUCUUAUGUACUUAGUUAAAAGUUGGUACAUCGAUCGAUCUUUUAGGUUUUUGUUUUUUUUAUAUUACAUUACAACUACUAGUUUUGGGUUUUGUUUUUUUAUUUUAUUUCUGGAUUCUCUUAGUUGGUUUUUUCAGGCUGAAAUUAGGGUUUUUCUCAUUGCAAAUUUUUAUCUUUCAGUUGAAGAAUGAGGAUAUUAUCAUUCAUGCGAGUAGUACGGUGUUUGUAAGAGUUAGGUAUGUUCUAAUUUAAACUAUUGAAUGAGGCUCAUCGUCUU